Messenger RNA from Equus quagga, 3183 nucleotides. RefSeq names its product purinergic receptor P2X 1 (gene P2RX1). The record is from RefSeq and is a predicted model, not a curated record. Gene Ontology annotation, molecular function: extracellularly ATP-gated monoatomic cation channel activity; ATP binding; purinergic nucleotide receptor activity. Gene Ontology annotation, cellular component: nuclear inner membrane; plasma membrane. The transcript is spliced from 12 exons. Gene Ontology annotation, biological process: monoatomic cation transmembrane transport; response to ATP. Bases 200 to 1399 code for a protein of 399 amino acids. NCBI's taxonomy places the organism in Eukaryota, Metazoa, Chordata, Mammalia, Perissodactyla, Equidae.
GGCCAAAGCUGCUCUGACCACCAAGGAUUCUCCCUCCCAUCCCAAGCGCCUCCACUGACCUCUGACUUUUGACCUCUGGCCCCGACUGCCUUGCCCUUCCUAGAAGCUCUGCUGUAGACGUGGGUAUUGACGCCUGGCUCCCCUCGAGAGCAAAGGCUGUGCAGGGGGCUCAGUUCUCAGCCCCCCAAGCUGGCCCACCAUGGCACGGCGCCUCCAGGAUGAGCUAGCCUCCUUCUUCUUUGAGUACGACACGCCUCGAAUGGUGCUGGUGCGCAACAAGAAGGUGGGCGUCGUCUUCCGCCUGAUCCAGCUCGUGGUUCUGGUCUACGUCAUUGGGUGGGUGUUUGUCUACGAGAAGGGUUACCAGACCUCCAGCAGCCUCAUCAGCAGCGUGUCUGUGAAACUCAAGGGCCUGGCAGUGACGCAGCUCCCAGGCCUGGGCCCCCAGGUCUGGGACGUGGCUGACUACGUCUUCCCAGCUCAGGGCGACAGCUCCUUCGUGGUCAUGACCAAUUUCAUCGCGACCCCAAAGCAGGCUCAAGGCUACUGUGCAGAGCACCCGGAAGGCGGCACGUGCGUGGAUGAUAGCGGCUGCAUCCCUGGGAAGGCAGAGAGGAAGGCCCAAGGCAUCCGCACGGGCAAGUGUGUGGCCUUCAAUGACACCGUGCAGACGUGCGAGAUCUUUGGCUGGUGCCCCGUGGAGGUGGACGAUGACAUCCCACGCCCUGCCCUUCUCCGAGAGGCCGAGAACUUCACUCUCUUCAUCAAGAACAGCAUCAGCUUUCCACGCUUCAAGGUCAAAAGGCGCAACCUGGUGGAGGUGGUGGAUGCCGCCUACAUGAAGACCUGCCUCUACCACAAGACCCUGCACCCGCUGUGCCCUGUCUUCAAGCUCGGCUAUGUGAUACAAGAGUCAGGCCAGAAUUUCAGCACCCUGGCUGAGAAGGGCGGGGUGGUGGGCAUUACCAUCGACUGGAACUGUGACCUGGACUGGCAUGUGCGACACUGCAAACCCAUCUACGAGUUCCACGGGCUGUAUGAAGAAAAAAAUCUGUCUCCAGGCUUCAACUUCAGGUUUGCCAGGUACUUCGUGGAGAACGGAACCAACUAUCGGCACCUCUUCAAGGUGUUUGGGAUUCGCUUUGACAUUCUUGUGGAUGGCAAGGCUGGGAAGUUUGACAUCAUCCCCACAAUGACCACUAUUGGCUCUGGGAUUGGCAUCUUUGGAGUGGCCACGGUUCUCUGUGACCUGUUGCUGCUCCACAUCCUGCCCAAGAGGCACUACUACAAGCAGAAGAAGUUCAAGUACGCAGAGGACGUGGGGCAAGGGGCGGGUGAGCGUGACCCCACGACCACCAGCUCCACCCUGGGCCUGCAGGAGAACAUGAAGACAUCCUGACCCUCCGCCCCUGACUCCUGACUGGAUGCAGUGAGAGCCUUUGGGCCAGGGCCCUGGUGGGAUCCCAGCCAGGCAGAAGGGUCUCCCAGGAGCUCUCCUGCCCUCCCAGCCAGGCAGACACCAGGUCGCCGGCAGCGCAGGGUGGACACUGGGAGAGACCUGUGCAAUUCUGGGCUCUGGCUCCAACUCCGCACCCCCCAAGGGAGCCUCAGCCCAGCCUCAGCCACUCCUGGUCUGGAGGGCCUGGGCCUGCACGGGGCCCCACUCACACUCCUGUACCCGAGCUUUGUGCUUCUCUCUCCAGGCCCUCAACCAUCCCACCGCCUCGGUGUUUCAACACCUGUGCUCUCCAGUAUGGCAGCCACUAAUUACAGGCGACUAUUUAAAUUUAAAUUAAUUAGACUUGAACUCCUCAAACUAGCCACAUUACAACUGCUAAGUAGACACAUGUGGCCGGUGGCUGCCAUAUUGGACAGCAAACAUUUUCAGUAUCAAAGAAAGUUCUACUGGACAGCUCUGCUUGAGCCCUGUUUCUCACUGGCCUCAGGUUUCCCUGGGGGGCUUAUCAACAGUGCAGCCCCCUGGACCCACUCCAGACCUCCUGAACCAGAAUCUCCAGGGCCGGCCACGUGAUCUGCAAGGAUUGCAAACUCCGAGGGCCAUUUUAAGGACCUAUGUUGAAGAACCGCCCCUGAUCCGGUAUCAGACUUGGCCUGGGCCUGCCUCCCCUGGCAGGUGCAGGCACUGCACAGGUGUGUGGUGUGCUCACAAGCCACACGGUGUCUCCUGCACACCCCCCGCCCAUCUACACUGUGUAUUUGAACAGCUUGGGCCCAGCAAACACAACCAUCUGAACACACCUACACCCUCAAGCACGGACACAUGGUCCAUGCCACGUCACCUCCAUGGGGCUAUGCUUCUUCCCAAGUGUGUCAGGCCAGGACAGCCCCUUCUAGCCAUGAAUCCUUACUCAGCUACCUCCGGCAGCAGAGAGAGCCGUGGCCCAAUCCUGGGCUCCCUGCCUGUGGCCCAGCCCCAGCGCCCAAGGCCUGCCCGGCUCUGUCUGAACACAGGGUCUAGGGAAAGCGAGAGGUGGAGAACAAUAAAGGGAAUGAGGACAAACCUCUGCCUUCUGCACUUUCUCCAGCCCUCUUUGAAACUCAGUGUCCCCAUCUGUACAAUGCAGGUUGAGCUGGGCAAUCGUUGAGGUCCUUCUGGAUCUAUCGGUGGGUGGUGACGAGCUGACCCUUAUGCCCAAGCCCAGCAGGGCCAGUGCUGGGGGUCAGCUCCCUUCUUUCCAUGGGCAGCUGUUCUGGCAUAGCCCCAACACUGGAGUUCUCCCCAAUCCUCCACAAGCCCCUCCCAGACUGUGAGAAGCCUGGCACUGGGAUGAGCAGAGAACCUCAGGAGUGGCCUCAUGAAAGCAGGGCUGACAAGGGGCUGGCUGUCCCAGGAGGGAGACCUGAGGGAGUCCCAAAGAGGGGAGGAAGGUCUCGAAUGGAGACAGCAUGGAAGGGUUCUCCAGGGGCCCUGCUAUGGGUAUGACCUCCAGUGUGGACUAACAGCCGGAUAGACGGGGUCUCUGGGCACCCGCAUCACCAUGGGUCUAGACCAGUGCUGCCCAACAGCAACGAUGGAAAUGUUCGCUCGCUGUGCUGCCUGAUGUAGUCUUCACUAACCACAUGUGGCCAGUGAGUACCUCAAAUGUGGUGAGUGCACCUGAGGAACUGAAUUUUUAAUUGUAUUCCCUUUUAAUUAAUUUAAAUUGCCAUGCAUGCCGAGUG